This is a messenger RNA of Mizuhopecten yessoensis (Yesso scallop), 2466 nucleotides long. Its product is annotated as tyrosine 3-monooxygenase-like. Bases 257 to 2047 code for a protein of 596 amino acids. The record is from RefSeq and is a predicted model, not a curated record. Gene Ontology annotation, molecular function: tyrosine 3-monooxygenase activity; iron ion binding. Gene Ontology annotation, biological process: aromatic amino acid metabolic process. Gene Ontology annotation, cellular component: cytoplasm; perikaryon; axon. The transcript has 12 exons. NCBI's taxonomy places the organism in Eukaryota, Metazoa, Mollusca, Bivalvia, Pectinida, Pectinidae.
AUAAUAUCAUAUCGAUUCAGAAUAAUUUAUGAGAAACAACCGCGAGGUUUUUACUCUCCCAAUAACGUUUAAAUGCCGGACCGUUUACAGCAGCACUCACUUUACUGUGAACACAGAACAACCCAGUGUGUUAAUCAUACCAUUAAUUUGACAAUUUCUGGUGAAAGUUUGUUAACUUUUUGAUCCGACUAAAAAGAACUCUGCAAAUUUCAAAUAGUAUUAAUCUAUUGUUUUGAGAUAUUUAUUCAAUAUCAGUAUGUCCACGAGUGUGUACAAUUCGGUGACCAAACCAAUGCCUGCGGACACGGAAACGGUCAAGCGGAGACUGGCCUUCCAAAAGAGCUACAGCCAAGAACACGGUGGGUCCUGGCGUCGCAGGAGUUUAAUCGAAGAUGCCAAGUUUGAGAGUGUAACAAACAAAGAAUUUAACAAACGGGAGAAACACUUGAGUGUCAAAGAGAAAUCCGUAAAUACGACAGGAUCGAUCAGUGAGGAGGAAGAGGUUUUCGUUCAGAAUGGGGAUGGACCGUCCCCUGUGGAAACCGGAAAUCUUGUGAAUAUUACGAUCGUCAUCACAUUGAAUGAUGGGAUAAGUUCUCUCGCCAAAAUUCUCAGAGUAUUUGAGAACACCAAAGUAACCAUCGACCAUAUCGAAUCAAGGAAAUCCAAGAAACCUGACUGUCAGUACGAGAUUCUCUUGCAAGCGGUUAGCACGUGUGAGCGGUGGACGCCAGUGACAAAUUUAUUACGUCAGAGCCCACAAGUUAAUGACAUCUUGAUACUAAAUGAGCAACCCCGACCAGCAGAGAAAGUGGCAACACCUGAGCCCAUCCCUCAUUCCUGCUUUGGUUCUCAAUGGACAAGAUUAUCUUUAGUACUCGCAGCAUCCGCAAGUUUUGUUUUCCCAGCUUUAGGCAAAGCAAGAAAAUUAGUCUCGAAAAAGCUUCGUGGCACUUCCCGAAAACUAAACGGAACUUCUCAGUUGGAGAUUGACCCAUUAGGCGAGCACACUUCUAUAGAACGAGAUGAUUGGUAUCCUCACCAUAUUUCGGAUUUAGACAAUUGUACCCACCUUGUUACUAAGUUCGAACCCGAUCUGGAUCAUGAUCACCCGGGAUUUACGGACAUGAAGUACCGUGAAAGGAGGAAGGAGAUCGCCGACAUUGCAUUUGAAUACAGAAAUGGACAACCUAUCCCGCGAGUAGAGUACAACGAAGAGGAAACACGAACAUGGAACCAUGUUUACAGCCGUCUUCAGGAUUUUUUCCCGACACAUGCGUGUAGGGAACACCGGGAAAACUUUGAACGUCUGGAGAAGGAAUGUGGAUAUUGUCCUACCAGUAUCCCACAGCUAGAAGACGUCUCCAAUUAUUUGAAAAGAAGAACCGGAUUCCAACUCCGACCAGUUUCUGGACUUCUGUCAGCACGGGAUUUCUUGGCCAGCCUUGCUUUCAGAGUAUUUCAAUGUACUCAAUAUGUCCGUCACGGGUCAAAGCCCGACCACUCUCCAGAACCAGACUGCAUCCAUGAAAUUCUAGGCCAUGUGCCAAUGUUAGCCGACCCAAAGUUUGCACAGUUUUCCCAGGAAAUUGGUCUCGCCACACUUGGAGCUUCUGAUGCCGACAUUGAGAAAUUCGCAACGAUGUACUGGUUUACGGUAGAGUUUGGCCUGUGUAAGGAGGACGGCGAACUGCGGGCGUACGGAGCAGGAACACUUUCGUCGUACGGCGAGCUUCAACACGCGCUGUCGGACGCACCUGAAAAGCGUCCGUUCGAGCCUGCCAAGACGUCCGUCCAGGAAUACACAGACGACGACCUCCAGCCGAUAUACUACUACGUGGAAUCUUUUGACGACAUGAUGCAAAAAAUGAGACAUUAUGCGGCGGGCAUUUCCCGACGAUCUGAGGUGAGGUACGAUCCCUACACACAGACCAUCCAACAACUAGCUAAAAGGGAAACAGUGGACGCCAUAGCGUUAUCCGUUCGGAAUGACAUCGAUUGUCUUCAGAAAGCCACAAGGGGAAUGGAACGUAUCCAGGUGUCGUGAAACUGGACCACAAUAAAGGACAUAAACAAACGGAUAUAUUACUUAGUUACUUUGGUUUAAAAGGAAAGGAAACGUUCUGAAAAGGAUUUGAGGUGAACCUCGUUCUGAAUUAAGUACAUUGUUUGAAUAUUAUCGUUUUGACUUGUACGUAUCCUAUGUUGAUCCCUAUGAUUCUUAGUCUCGUUCAACCAGACGCUUGAUCACUUGUAAUUCAAGAGUCUGGUCAAACACAGUGCAUUAACAUUAUCACCACCAGAGGACAGUAUUUCUUCUUUCGUUUCCGGACGUUAUGUCAACGCCAUUAAACAUUUCAAUGAAUAAUGAAACUAAUGAUAAAAGUUACCUAUACAUGCAUUCCUGAAGUACCCGUGUUUUCACUUUUAUCGAGAACAAUGUAAGAAAAUGUGUCAAACCUCCAG